CAGCCCCUCGGUGACAUCACCGGACGACAAAAAGCGUCGCGGGCCGAGGGAAGGCACCAAUCAAUCCCAGCACUCCGGCAGCAACACACGUUACUCAACUCGAGAGCGCACCAAAUUCGACUUUUGACUUUUAAACAUUUUUCUUCGCUGUUGGGAAGAUGUUCCACCGAGACGCUUUAUACUUUGAUCGCUCCCUCUUGCGCACGCACGCUUCCUCGUGACGAGAACGCGUUUGGUUGCCUUUAUUUUUUGGGAGGUUUGAGUGCGUAAAAAGACAUUUACCAAGGACAACCGAGCCGAAGCGUGUGACAUUAUGUGUCCGAGCGGACAGGUGAGGUUAUCAGUCUGUCUGUCUGUGGUACUCCGCGGAGAAGCAGCGUGGAUUUAACGCGACUUCAUGUGGACUUUAUCGGAGCCCAACCGUGGAACGACGACCGGACACAGCGCUUCCUCGUCAGGGACUGACUGAUCAUGGUCGCCGUGGUCGGCUCUCUCAUGGUACUGCUUCUGGCUCAGGUGUUGAUGGAAGGCGCGACGGGACUCAUCCCCGAGGUGGGCCGAAGGCGGUACAGCGAGUCGGGCCGACACAGCCCGCAGGAGUCGUCUGGCGUACUCCACGAAUUCGAGUUACGACUCUUGAGUAUGUUCGGCCUGAAACGCAGGCCGUCGCCCGGCAAGAACGCGGUGGUACCGCAAUACAUGGUGGACCUGUACCGCAUGCACUCCGCCAAUGGCGACCACAGCACCCGGCGGCCCAAAAGCAUGGGGAGACACGCCGAGAGGGCAGCCAGCGAGGCCAACACGAUUAGAAGCUUUCACCACGAAGAGUCUAUGGAGGCCCUGGCCAGCCUAAAAGGCAAAACAACCCAACAAUUCUACUUCAACCUCACUUCCGUCCCCGAGGAGGAGCGCAUCACCUCGGCGGAGCUUCGCAUCUACAGGGACCAAGUCAGAGGAGUCCCCGGCAACAGCUCUGCGAACUUCAGCUCGGCAGCCUCCGGCUUCCAUCGCAUCAACAUUUACGAGAUAUUCGGUGCGCCCAAAACUGGCAGUGGUGAGCCUCUGGUUCGCUUGCUAGACACCCGCCUGGUGCAGGACUCUUUUAGCCGGUGGGAGAGCUUUGACGUCAGCCCCGCCGUGUCUCAGUGGACAUCCGGGAACGGCCACAACCACGGCUUCCUGGUGGAGGUGCACCACCCGAAGGACUCAAAGGCGAACGAUGAGCACGCCCAGAGACGCGGCCGGCACGUGCGGGUCAGCCGGUCUCUGCACCAGGACCAGGACUCUUGGCCUCAAGCCAGGCCUCUGCUAGUGACGUACGGCCACGACGGGCGCGGGGACUCGGUGCUGCACACUCGGGAAAAGCGCCAGGCCACGCUACGCAAACAGAGGCGGAAGCACCAGCACAAGUCCAGCUGCAAAAGGCACGCCCUGUACGUGGACUUCAGUGAUGUGGGCUGGAACGAGUGGAUAGUGGCGCCCCCCGGCUACCACGCCUUUUACUGCCAAGGGGAAUGUCCCUUCCCCUUGGCGGACCACCUCAAUUCCACCAAUCACGCUAUUGUGCAAACGCUGGUCAACUCUGUGAACUCAAACAUCCCCAAAGCGUGUUGCGUGCCCACCGACCUGAGCCCCAUCUCCCUGCUUUACCUGGACGAAUACGAAAAGGUCAUUCUUAAAAACUACCAAGACAUGGUGGUAGAGGGAUGCGGCUGCCGGUGAGAACCUGGCGGCGAGUACAGACGUCAAAACGGACUAAAAAGAGACAUCACGGUUAUUAUGGACACCCGGUUUCCCAAUGAAGACAUUAUUUAUAUGAACAGAGCUAUCUCGGAAGAAGAAUAAAACAAAAAAACAAUAUAUGAAUAUAUUUAUGUCUACGUAAAGUUGGGAAAUAAAUAUUUUAAUCAGAGGAAUAUAUUCCUUUUACUGGUUUUGAAAAUGUAUUUCUGAUGUACAUUUCCAAAUGGGUGCAAUACCACAUGAAGUAUAAUGCUCAGAUUUUUAUUUUGUAUUUAUU
This is a messenger RNA of Corythoichthys intestinalis (scribbled pipefish), 2020 nucleotides long. It is a transcript of the gene bmp2b, whose product is annotated as bone morphogenetic protein 2b. Gene Ontology annotation, cellular component: extracellular region. Lineage: Eukaryota; Metazoa; Chordata; Actinopteri; Syngnathiformes; Syngnathidae. Bases 472 to 1722 code for a protein of 416 amino acids. The record is from RefSeq and is a predicted model, not a curated record. Gene Ontology annotation, biological process: BMP signaling pathway. Gene Ontology annotation, molecular function: cytokine activity; growth factor activity. The transcript has 3 exons.